Capsella rubella is the source of this 926-nucleotide messenger RNA. Its product is annotated as ER membrane protein complex subunit 7 homolog. The transcript has 7 exons. Gene Ontology annotation, cellular component: EMC complex. The record is from RefSeq and is a predicted model, not a curated record. Gene Ontology annotation, molecular function: carbohydrate binding. Lineage: Eukaryota; Viridiplantae; Streptophyta; Magnoliopsida; Brassicales; Brassicaceae. Bases 73 to 699 code for a protein of 208 amino acids.
UCGUCGGACUUUGGACGACUAAAGUUAGACUUCAUCACUCUGAGAGCUCACGUCGAUCUGCGUACGACGGCGAUGACGCAGAUCAUCAGAUCCAGCCCCGUUCUCGCUUUCAUCAGCUUACAGAUUUGCUUGAUCUUCUUCGCUUCAACUCUCCCAUACACUUCUGGGUCUGAAGAUAGUUACACUAUUACUGGUAGAGUGAAGAUUCCACCAAGCAACGUGAUUGGUCACACAGCAAAGUUCUCAAAUGUUAAAGUUAUACUCAAUGGUGGACAGAAGAUUACGUUUCUUAGGCCUGAUGGAUACUUUACUUUUCACAAAGUGCCUGCUGGGACUCAUUUGAUUGAAGUCUCUGCAAUGGGGUACUUCUUUUCUCCUGUAAGAAUAGAUGUUAGUGCUCGGCAUCGGGGCAAGGUUCAAGCAACACUAACAGAAACCAGGAGGAGUCUUACCGAGAUGGUUUUGGAGCCAUUGAGGGAAGAGCAAUACUACGAGAUUCGAGAGCCGUUCAACGUUAUGUCACUUGUGAAAAGUCCAAUGGGUCUCAUGGUGGGAUUCAUGGUCGUGGUUGUGUUCCUAAUGCCCAAACUGAUGGAAAACAUAGAUCCAGAGGAGAUGAAGCAAGCACAAGAGGAAAUGAGGAGACAAGGCGUCCCUUCCCUCACGAGCUUAUUGCCAGGCGCUGGUGCUAGCCGCUAAGAAGUUCCUCGGUUGGGUUAGACGUAUGUAUCACAAACGGAGCAGAGAAAGAACCGUCUCAGUGAGUUUGGUUCCUCAUCUGCAAAUGAUAUGUAAAAUCAUCAUCUUGUUCGUAUGGCUUGUAUACUUAAAACGCUCUCUAGCUCACUUACUUUCACUUGAUGUAAUGAAGAAUAUAAACAAUACAUGUUUCAAAUAGUAUUCUGAUUUUCAAAAUUUUGCGUUGA